GAUUAUUAGGGCUUCUUCGUCUCCGUCUCUCACAAAGUUAAAAGCAUACAAAUUUUCUUUCUGUAUCGCAAUUCAUCAAACACCAUGGAGGCGGUGGCGACGGGUUCGGUGGUUCCGGCGAACAGGAGGAGGCCGCCGAUGGAGGAAGAUAGGUUAGUUUUCGAGACAUCGAAAGGUGUUGAACCAAUCACGAGUUUUGCUGAGAUGGGGAUUAAAGAUGACCUUCUUAGAGGGAUUUAUCAGUACGGAUUCGAAAAACCAUCUGCCAUCCAACAACGGGCAGUAUUGCCUAUUAUAUCGGGCCGUGACGUCAUUGCUCAGGCACAAUCUGGUACCGGAAAAACCUCCAUGAUUGCUCUUACCGUUUGUCAAGUUGUGGAUACCAAAAAUUCCGAGGUACAAGCAUUGAUAUUGUCUCCUACACGGGAGCUUGCAGCUCAGACGGAAAAGGUGAUUUUGGCUAUUGGAGAUUACAUUAACAUACAGGCACAUGCAUGUAUUGGAGGCAAAAGCGUGGGUGAAGAUAUCAGAAAGCUAGAACAUGGAGUACAAGUAGUUUCUGGAACUCCUGGAAGAGUCUGUGACAUGAUUAAAAGGAGAACUUUACGAACUAGGGCCAUAAAAUUAUUGGUUCUUGAUGAAUCUGAUGAGAUGUUGAGCCGUGGUUUUAAGGAUCAGAUAUAUGAUGUUUACAGAUAUCUUCCACCAGAACUUCAGGUUGUACUGAUUUCUGCCACUCUUCCAAAUGAAAUUCUGGAGAUAACAAGCAAAUUUAUGACAGAUCCUGUUCGGAUUCUUGUAAAACGUGAUGAAUUGACUCUAGAGGGCAUCAAACAGUUCUUUGUAGCGGUGGAGAGAGAAGAGUGGAAAUUUGAUACACUUUGUGAUCUUUAUGACACACUCACCAUCACCCAGGCUGUUAUUUUCUGCAACACAAAACGAAAGGUUGAUUGGCUAACUAACAAGAUGCGCGAGAAUAAUUUUACAGUCUCAUCUAUGCAUGGAGAUAUGCCACAGAAGGAGAGAGAUGCUAUUAUGGCUGAGUUCCGAGGUGGCACGACUCGUGUUCUAAUCACAACAGAUGUUUGGGCUAGGGGACUGGAUGUUCAACAGGUGUCUCUGGUGAUCAAUUAUGACCUUCCAAACAAUAGAGAGCUCUACAUUCAUCGCAUUGGUCGCUCUGGUCGUUUUGGUCGGAAGGGUGUUGCUAUAAAUUUUGUGAAGACUGAUGAUAUUAAAAUUCUGAGAGACAUAGAGCAAUACUACAGUACCCAGAUUGAUGAAAUGCCAAUGAACGUGGCUGAUUUGAUAUAAAAGACUGGAUUACCUGAUCUUCUGAACAUGGUUGUGUGUGGGUGCAUUGGUUUGCCUUCUGAGCGGUUUGUAUCAAAUGAUUCAAGUUUGUGGUGGCGAGAAAUUAGAAGAUUUUCUAUUUAUUGGUUCUGUGUGACAUAUUAGCUUUCUUUUACUGCAUUUUGUUGCAACGUUUACUCUGGAUGAUCUCUUUCAACGCAGGCUUGAGAAAAUUUGUUACUGACGAGUUUUGCUGAAUUGGACAUGGAUUGCUUUAGCUUUGUCUCUUCAGAUGUACAAUCGUUGUCUGAAACCUUUUUUAGAAGUGAUGACAAUGUGCAUAUUUUUGUUUCUGUUCUA
Molecule: messenger RNA, 1653 nt
Organism: Solanum dulcamara
Lineage: Eukaryota; Viridiplantae; Streptophyta; Magnoliopsida; Solanales; Solanaceae
Product: eukaryotic initiation factor 4A-3
Exons: 8
Coding region: 85-1314 (409 amino acids)
Cellular component (GO): nucleolus; catalytic step 2 spliceosome
Molecular function (GO): RNA helicase activity; mRNA binding; ATP binding
Source: RefSeq, a predicted model, not a curated record